UGCGUUACCAGCGGUCACUCGGGAAAGGGCAAGAAAGCGUAUGCAUUCCAAAAGCAGCAGGAACAUUACCGAUCACAUAUCACCGGCGUACACGAUGCAAAGAAUAAGCACACAAUAACAAGGAUUUUAGCUGGACCGGAAAACGAACCACAAGGAGCCCAUAGACAUGUUAUGAAAAGUCCGUUCUUCCUGAACAUUCCCUCGUUUAGUCCCCCAUAGCAGUUCGGCUUGAUUCAUGAACUCACAAGUUUGAUAUUAGACCCCAGGCUUUCUGCAGGAAGUUGGGUUCCAUCUUCCGGCCUCAUCAGGCCUGGUGGCUUCUCCUGCGGUGGGAAAGGUAAAUCCCUUCGUCCGGGAUCUCAUUGCCGGAAAGAAGAGGCCGCUGAGCUGUUUGAGAACGCAGGGUGCAUGCUGACGCUGCUCCCACCUGUAGCAAACAUCUUUCAGGGGGCAGCAACGCCGUGAGCCUGGAAAGAAGCCGACAGCAGGCUGCUGCGUUCUUCCUCAGCCCCACCUCCUUACCUUCCUUUCUGUGCAGGGCUCACCAGUGAUGCAGGAGAACGAGUCCACUCCGGGCUGGCAGCCACGACCAACUGCACGUCCGUAAACCCCAAGGAAAGACUUCAACUCUUCUGAGUGCUGGAUCACACAGGAUGCACUCACCUGCAGACUGCCCAGUGCUCUACCCGUACUCUCAUCCCUCAUCCUGAAGCGGCUUCCUGGGCUUAGAGACCGCAUUCCCGCCCACCCCCAAGACACGGGACAUGUGUCUAGUAGUCCAUUGUGAUGGUGACACAGAAACUCCGAGCAAACUCCUGAGUGAAAGGGCUUCUUAGGGAUGUUCACAGGCUGUAAUGCUGGACUCGGUGGUUGUUGAGGAUGUAUCCAUCGUCUUCAGCCAGGAGGAGUGGGCUCUGCUGCAUCCUGCUGAGAGGAAACUCUACAGAGAUGUGAUGACGGAGACAUUGGCAAACCUGGCGUCAGUAGUGUAUGCCUCAACCUGAAUCACUGGGUGAAGCCUCUCAAAACCGUAAUGAAGGAGCCAAGUCGUCCAGUGAACGUGUAACGGUCCAGUCCGUGGAGAAUAACACCUGGUCCCCUGUGUUGGGAGCAACCUGGGAAUCACUUGCUGUUAAAGAUCAACGUAAAAGUGAGGGGAUAGAUUUCAGAAAUCACGCAGUCGAGAACCUUUGUGAAAGUAAUGAAGGCAACCAGUUUGGGAAAACUUUCGGUCGAAUUCCAGACUUCACUGUUACGCAAAGAAAUCCUCUGGAAGAAAGUAAUUUUGAAAGCCAGGAAUCAGCAGAUUUUCUGGAUUGCUCUACACAUAAACAUCAAACCAUAGCUCGCGCUGGAUGCCAUCGUUGGUGUGAUGGAUGUGGAGAAAACUGCAGUGUUCCCUGUAAAACUCUUAAUAAAAAGACAUCCAUUCCAUGUCAGAUAAAAAACAUGGGUCCUAAGAAAGCCAUUGCAGACACGCAGAAAAGGAAAACGGUAAGGACCACAAUUGAACUGAAGAAAGAGAUUAUUGAAAAGUACGAAAGAGGCAUCCGUGUGACUGAUUUAGCGUCCCGGUUUAACUUGCCAAGAUCCACCAUCAGUACGUUCUUAAAGCACAAAGAGGCAAUAAAAAGUGCUAGUGUUGCCAAGGGGGUUACGAGUUUGACAAAACAGAGGCCUCCCUUAAUCGAUGAAGUGGAAAAACUGCUGUUGGUUUGGAUAAAUGAGAAACAACUUGCUGGGGAUAGUAUUCCCAAGGCUGCCAUUUGUGCUAAGGCUCGGUCCUUGCAUGCUGAUCUUCUGAAAAACAAACCCGGCUCAAGUACUGGUCCCGAGCAUGGGUUUUUGGCCAGUAGGGGCUGGUUUGAUAGGUUUAAGAGAAGAAGUGGCAUUCCUGUUGUUGCACCACGGAGGGCGGCAGGAAAUGCUGACGGUAAAGCUGCAGAAAACUACGUGAAGGAUUUCCAGCAGUUCGUGGACAAAAAUGGCUUUAUGCCAAAUCAAAUCUUUAAUUGCGAUGAGACCGGGCUCUUUUGGAAGAGAAUGCCAAAGAGGACCUAUAUUACCACAGAGGAAAAGAAAUCGCCAGGCCACAAACCGUUGAAAGACAGGCUCACUUUGUUGCUGUGUGCAAAUGCAAGUGGCGAUUUGAAAAUAAAGCCUCUGUUGGUCUACCACUCCGAAAAUCCUCGGGUUUUUAAGAAGCAUGACGUUGUGAAGAGCGAGUUAAAUGUGAUGUGGAAGUCGAAUGCCAGGGCGUGGGUCACCAGGAGGAUUUUCAGGGAGUGGGUUUGUGAAGUUUUUGCCCCCAGUGUCAAAAAAUACCUUGAGGAACACGAUUGGCCACUCAGGGCAGUUCUCGUUUUAGACAGUGCCCCUGCCCAUCCCCCAGACAUGGAAUGUGGGUUAGCAGAGGAAUUUAGCUGGCUGAAAAUAAAAAUUUUGCCACCCAGAACCACCUCCCUCAUACAGCCCAUGGGCCAGCAGGUUAUUUCUAAUUUCAAGAAAUUGUACACGAAGGCAUUGUUCCAGAGGUGUUUUGAAGUGACCAGGAAAACUGGCCUAACCUUGGCUGGUUUCUGGAAGGAGCAUUUCCAUAUUUUGAGCUGUGUUAGACUCAUAAACAAAGCCUGGGGAGGCGUCUCUAAGGGGACUCUGAGAACAGCGUGGAGAAAUCUUUGGCCUGAUGGGGUUCUUCUUAGGGACUUUGACGGUCUCGGUGCCCCUAGUCAGCUGGAAGCUGACUCUGAAGCUGAGCCCCUUUCUCUGCCUGACCCAGAUGUGGAGGACAUUGUUUCUGUGGCCAAGUCCAUGGGUUUGGAGGUCAGUGCUGAUGAUAUUGAGGAGCUGAUUGAAGAGCAUAGCCCUGAACUCACAACGGAGGAACUUCAGGAGCUUCAAGAGCAGCAGCAGCAGGUGUUGGCUGAGGAGCCGUCUGGAGAGAAGGAGAUCAAGAGAGAGUCAGCCUCUUCAGAAAUCAAAGAAAUGCUGCUUCAUUGGGAGAGAGUCCAGGAAUUUUUGGAAAAGAAUCACCAUGAUAAGGAACUGGUUAACCGUGUCAUCGAUAUUGUUGAGGAUAAUUUAGUAAACCCUUUUAGAAAACAGCUAAGGAAACGCCAACAGCAGACCACAGCAGACAGAUUUUUCUAUUUUAGAGAAGGCCAGCCACGUGCUAGUGAAAAAAGGCAAAGAAGGGGGGAAAAACUCCUGAAAAGCAGCUAACAGUUGAUUUUAUGGAAGGGGAUUCCCCAUCCAAACAAUGACUCUCCCAUACUCAUGUCCAGAGAUCCAGAUCCCCAUCAAUCAUGGGUCAUCUUGUAGUUGUUAAAAACUUUCUUAAUGUGUUUCUUAUGUAAGUUCUAUUAUUUAACUCUGAACUUCUUUACUUUCAAAUGUAUGUGUCAUAUUUUGUAUAAAAAUAGACGAGAUUGGGGUAUAAAAAGGCAGAGUCAAGAACAGAUGAAUCCGUUUUCAGUUAUUUCUUCUGGGAAAAAUUGAUUCGAAACUUGACCGCAUCGUGUGUUAACACUCCUUCUGGAACGGAUUCUCGUUGAGGUGCGGGCUACUACUGUCUAUAAUAGCAAUGCCGUCUAAAGGGAACGGGGUUUAAUGUUUGUGCUUUGACCAAAUGACAGUCUCGUGUCCACAUCUGUGUUUGCGCGUGGCUUUCUUAGAUUUUGUUUGUAACAAAUAAGUUUCCAGGUAGUAGUCUUGAAUAAACUUGGCUUCAUAUUUUUGGAGAUUUUUGUUGACGUUAUUUUUCAUAAAAUGAAAUACAGCCACCUUGCAUUUGGUGGAAAACCGUUAUUGUUUUAUUUCAAUGUUAAUGUAUUUCCCUCUAUCAUUUUCCUACUUGUAAAAAUGUGGGGGUGGUUUCUGACCUCUCAGUUUGAAAGGAGAAUUAAACUUAUGAUCGACCACG
Messenger RNA from Echinops telfairi (small Madagascar hedgehog), 3922 nucleotides. RefSeq names its product zinc finger protein 883-like. Gene Ontology annotation, biological process: central nervous system development; regulation of transcription by RNA polymerase II. The record is from RefSeq and is a predicted model, not a curated record. Bases 991 to 3222 code for a protein of 743 amino acids. Gene Ontology annotation, cellular component: nucleus. The transcript is spliced from 6 exons. Gene Ontology annotation, molecular function: DNA-binding transcription factor activity, RNA polymerase II-specific; RNA polymerase II cis-regulatory region sequence-specific DNA binding. Lineage: Eukaryota; Metazoa; Chordata; Mammalia; Afrosoricida; Tenrecidae.